Messenger RNA from Ruditapes philippinarum (Manila clam), 984 nucleotides. RefSeq lists its product as uncharacterized. Bases 1 to 984 code for a protein of 327 amino acids. Gene Ontology annotation, molecular function: protein binding. The transcript is spliced from 2 exons. NCBI's taxonomy places the organism in Eukaryota, Metazoa, Mollusca, Bivalvia, Venerida, Veneridae. The record is from RefSeq and is a predicted model, not a curated record.
AUGAAGAUAUCGUUCUGUAAAGCUUUCUUUCUUAAUUAUUUGCUAAUGUUUGCAAAGUCGGAGGAACCGCACUGUUCAAAAUAUGAUUUCGAAGAGAAAGUGUUAGAGAAAAUGGUUCGCAUGGAAUUUCAAAUGGAGAGAAUGAAAUCUGAAAUGGAACAAACAGUGAAAAGUGUUGACCGGAAACUGAAUGAAAUGGAUGAAAAAGAGGCAAAAAGUUCGUAUACCAUUAAAACAACACAGGAAAAGUUAAGUGAGAAAAUGGAAGCACUACAAAACAAAACAGUAGAAAGUGUUGACCGGAAACUGAAUGAAAUGGAUGAAAAAGAGGCAAAAAGUUCGUAUACCAUUAAAACAACACAGGAAAAGUUAAGUGAGAAAAUGGAAGCACUACAAAACAAAACAGUAGAAAGUGUUGACCGGAAACUGAAUGAAAUGGAUGAAAAAGAGGCAAAAAGUUCGAAUACCAUUAAAACAACACAGGAAAAGUUAAGUGAGAAAAUCGAAGCACUACAAAACAAAACAACAGAGGUUAUUGACACAAAAUUAAAGGAACUGCAAAUUCUUAAAGAUCAGAUUGUGACACCGACUGUGGCAUUCAAGGCAAGACUAAACGUUGACAUUGCCGCUCCUAGAGGUCGAGUUAUUGUGUUUCCUGUAGUACUCUUCAAUGAAGGAGAUGCUUACAGCAGUCAGACAGGGAAAUUUACGGCCACAUCAAACGGAACAUAUCUUUUUACUAUAGGAUUUUGCGUGAAGUUUCAAAAAACAUUGUACGUGGAUAUAAUGGUUGAUGGUGUAGCAUUCACUAAGGCAACUUUUUAUGGCGACGCAAAUCACGAAUGUUUAACAGCUGAUGCUGUCGCUGUGUUAAAAACUGGUCAGAGCGUGUGGGUGCAGCCAUCUGAUAGUAAUUCUGGUAUUAUAAUUCACCAAGGUGCAACCAGAUGGAACACAUUUUCUGGAGUUUUGCUCCAUAAAUAA